AUGGUAGUCUCCACCUUUAUGCGAAAUCCUUCUGAUGGGCUACAGGCUUCGGGGGCUGAGGCAAAGGUGACCAAGGUUCCCUGUCCACUGGAAUUCACAUCGAUUAUUCUUUGCAUUGGACUCAAUUACAAGAAACAUGCCAAAGAGGGCAAUGUGGAAAUAUCCCCUUACCCGGUAGUUUUCACCAAGCCUGCCGAUGCCCUUACCGGACCCUACGACAAUGUGGACGUUCACCCCGACGCGUCCUCCAGGCUGAAUUAUGAGGGCGAGCUGGUGGUCGUGAUUGGGAAAGACGGCAAGAAUCUCUUGGAGAAAGAGGCGCUAGAUUACGUGCUAAGCUACACAGUUGGCAACGACAUCAGUGCCAGGAACUUCCAGCAUUCCAACGUCGGCAGUAGUCAAUUCUACUAUGCAAAAUCCUUCGGUAGAUUUGCACCCAUUGGCCCCGCUAUCCACACGACAAAGGAAGUCCCAGACCCACAAACGCUGUCCUUUGUCACGCGAGUUGGUGGAGAGAAGCGUCAGAUCAUCGCUCAUCUGAGCCGUGGAACAACACUCAGGAAGGGAAUUGUUUUCAUGACCGGGACCCCGAGUGGUGUCGGAUUGUUCAUCUCAGUGGGCUUCUUCGCAAUCACGGUGUGGUGGAAGUGGAGCUCCAGGCGUUGGCCCACAUGA
This is a messenger RNA of Aspergillus bombycis, 675 nucleotides long. Its product is annotated as fumarylacetoacetate hydrolase family protein. The record is from RefSeq and is a predicted model, not a curated record. The coding region runs from base 1 to 675 and encodes 224 amino acids. NCBI's taxonomy places the organism in Eukaryota, Fungi, Ascomycota, Eurotiomycetes, Eurotiales, Aspergillaceae. The transcript has 6 exons. Gene Ontology annotation, molecular function: acetylpyruvate hydrolase activity.